Messenger RNA from Phytophthora sojae, 459 nucleotides. RefSeq lists its product as hypothetical. The transcript has 2 exons. NCBI's taxonomy places the organism in Eukaryota, Oomycota, Peronosporomycetes, Peronosporales, Peronosporaceae. The record is from RefSeq and is a predicted model, not a curated record. Bases 1 to 459 code for a protein of 152 amino acids.
AUGCCAAACAGAUUCACUUGGCACUAUAUGACGUUUCUUAGAUAUUUUUACGAGCGUCCAGGCCAACGAACAUUCGUCGUAGGCGCAGACUUGGCGUUCAUGAUUCCAGCAAAUACGCCACGCGCGUUCACUACUCAGCAUUUGAAUGCAACAGAGAAGCCUCGCGAGUGGAAUUUAUCGUCGCUGUCUUAUCAAGCUGGCAACCCCGAAAUGAACGCGGCGAUGCUUACCAGCCACCGAAUCAAGACCACCCCGACUGACAGACUCGAAAUCAGCGUGGUCCAGCAACUUUUCGUGGAGUUAAUCGAAGACCAAGAAGGAAUGCGCUGGUGCUCGGAUGUGGAAUGGAUCGCGUCAGGUUGUGUAACGGGUACUGACGGUAGUAUCGGGGCCGUGGUUUUAUCUGAAGAGGUCAAGAACCUGCGGUUGAGUGACUACUUCACUUCAGACUUGGCCUGA